ACAGGCUGAGUGGUUGUCGUUGAUAGCUGAUCCCCUGACUUUGACACUCAAUAAACCUUUCUGUGUAUGGCAGAGAUAGUCGGAUGAUGAUUUACCCCCCAGGCCUGCUGCAGUAUUUACUUUAACAUGUUUUGAUGAUCAUCUGUUACGCCAUGUGACCUUAUGGCUAAUUAUCCUUUACCUAAACAGUCCACACGGUGUCGUCAAACCACCUUGGAACCAUAUAGUAAUGAUACCACACACAACCCCUCACAAUAACAUAGUAAUGAUACCACACACAACCCCUCACAAUACCAUAGUAAUGAUACCACAUCCAAUCACAAUACCAUAAUAAUGAUACCACACACAACCCCUCACAAUAACAUAGUAAUGAUACCACACACAACCCCUCACAAUACCAUAGUAAUGAUACCACACACAACCCCUCACAAUACCAUAGUAAUGAUACCACACACAACCCCUCACAAUAACAUAGUAAUGAUACCACACACAACCCCUCACAAUACCAUAGUAAUGAUACCACACACAACCCCUCACAAUACCAUAGUAAUGAUACCACACACAACCCCUCACAAUACCAUAGUAAUGAUACCACACACAACCCCUCACAAUACCAUAGUAAUGAUACCACACACAACCCCUCACAAUACCAUAGUAAUGAUACCACACACAACCCCUCACAAUACCAUAGUAAUGAUACCACACACAACCCCUCACAAUACCAUAGUAAUGAUACCACACACAACCCCUCACAAUACCAUAGUAAUGAUACCACACACAACCCCUCACAAUACCAUAGUAAUGAUACCACACACAACCCCUCACAAUACCAUAGUAAUGAUACCACACACAACCCCUCACAAUACCAUAGUAAUGAUACCACACACAACCCCUCACAAUACCAUAGUAAUGAUACCACACACAACCCCUCACAAUACCAUAGUAAUGAUACCACACACAACCCCUCACAAUACCAUAGUAAUGAUACCACACACAACCCCUCACAAUACCAUAGUAAUGAUACCACACACAACCCCUCACAAUACCAUAGUAAUGAUACCACACACAACCCCUCACAAUACCAUAGUAAUGAUACCACACACAACCCCUCACAAUACCAUAGUAAUGAUACCACACACAACCCCUCACAAUACCAUAGUAAUGAUACCACACACAACCCCUCACAAUACCAUAGUAAUGAUACCACACACAACCCCUCACAAUACCAUAGUAAUGAUACCACACACAACCCCUCACAAUACCAUAGUAAUGAUACCACACACAACCCCUCACAAUACCAUAGUAAUGAUACCACACACAACCCCUCACAAUACCAUAGUAAUGAUACCACACACAACCCCUCACAAUACCAUAGUAAUGAUACCACACACAACCCCUCACAAUACCAUAGUAAUGAUACCACACACAACCCCUCACAAUACCAUAGUAAUGAUACCACACACAACCCCUCACAAUACCAUAGUAAUGAUACCACACACAACCCCUCACAAUACCAUAGUAAUGAUACCACACACAACCCCUCACAAUACCAUAGUAAUGAUACCACACACAACCCCUCACAAUACCAUAGUAAUGAUACCACACACAACCCCUCACAAUACCAUAGUAAUGAUACCACACACAACCCCUCACAAUACCAUAGUAAUGAUACCACACACAACCCCUCACAAUACCAUAGUAAUGAUACCACACACAACCCCUCACAAUACCAUAGUAAUGAUACCACACACAACCCCUCACAAUACCAUAGUAAUGAUACCACACACAACCCCUCACAAUACCAUAGUAAUGAUACCACACACAACCCCUCACAAUACCAUAGUAAUGAUACCACACACAACCCCUCACAAUACCAUAGUAAUGAUACCACAACCCCUCACAAUAAUACCAUAGUAAUGAUACCACACACAACCCCUCACAAUACCAUAGUAAUGAUACCACAACCAAUCACAAUACCAUAGUAAUGAUACCACAGCCCCUCACAAUACCAAAGUAAUGAUACCACACACAACCCCUCACAAUACUAUAGUAAUGAUACCACAACCCCUCACAAUACCAUAGUAAUGUUACCACACACAACCCCUCACAAUACCAUAGUAAUGAUACCACAACCCCUCACAAAAUGUUGUUUUACUCCUUAACUUUUUUCAAAAGGAGAACCUGGAACCACAUGACAAAAGAAAUGUCUGAAAGAUCUUCAAAGUGAUAUCUACUUGACAAAAUAACAGUGCAAAAUACCAGUUUAUCACCUAAUGGGGAAUGGUGAUGUCAAAAAAUAA
Messenger RNA from Mizuhopecten yessoensis (Yesso scallop), 2300 nucleotides. Its product is annotated as soluble scavenger receptor cysteine-rich domain-containing protein SSC5D-like. The transcript has 2 exons. Bases 334 to 1914 code for a protein of 526 amino acids. The record is from RefSeq and is a predicted model, not a curated record. NCBI's taxonomy places the organism in Eukaryota, Metazoa, Mollusca, Bivalvia, Pectinida, Pectinidae.